Molecule: messenger RNA, 4289 nt
Organism: Ictalurus furcatus (blue catfish)
Lineage: Eukaryota; Metazoa; Chordata; Actinopteri; Siluriformes; Ictaluridae
Gene: tbc1d17
Product: TBC1 domain family, member 17
Exons: 17
Coding region: 109-2025 (638 amino acids)
Biological process (GO): activation of GTPase activity
Molecular function (GO): GTPase activator activity
Source: RefSeq, a predicted model, not a curated record
AAACGGCGCGUCAUGUGAUCGGUGGGCGUGGCCUGUUGAAAGGGCCGGAGGUACGCAGUUUGUUUUGGUAUUUUGGUAGAAAUUUUUCAUCGUUAUCUCCGCAGAAGGAUGGAGCCUAAGCCCGAAAACAGCAAGCUGAUUUUUGAGAAGGAAGGAGUUUACUUCCACACCAAUGCCAAGAGGAGUAACGAGGAGACCUCCAUCCCCGGAUUCAUCCGCAUCGUGGAGAGGGAUGGAGAGCCAGCGUUGGAGUGGAGUCCUGUUCAGGAUGAGCGUGAAAAUGCACCAGCGGUCUUUUAUGCCAAAAAGGACGGUGAAGGAGGAGAAGAGGAGACCAAGUUCGACCCCGGGUACGAGCCGGACUGGGCCGUCAUCAGCACGGUGAAGCAGAACAGAGAGAAAAAACCGCUCCCCAUCAGAGAGACAGGUCAUUGGGGUUCGUUCUCCCUGCCCCUGUCGGAGCUGUACUCCCUGCGUCGUGCUCGGUUCUCUCUGGGCAGGAACUUUGUGGUGUUGACGAGUCGAGGAGGCGACCCUCUGCCCCCGCUGCACUUCCACAGGGGCGGAACACAGGAACUGCUCCGAGCCAUGCAGAGAUACAUCCGACUCGCACCGUCUCCGGUGGACGGUCGGUUGUUUCUGGCGUACCCUCAUGACUCCGGUGCCCUCUCUCACUCAUUCGACGAGCUGCAGAUGUUUGAUGACACAGGCUCAGAUCUCGUAUCUAGGUUCAUCCAGGACCCGUACGCGACCACGUUCGGUGGCUUCUCCAAGGUGACGAACUUCUUCAGAGGAGCGCUGAGACCUCCAGAGUCGCCUCUGCAUUCCCAGGGAGACUCGCACAUACCUCGCGUAUCCGACGACGAGCCGGGAUUCGAGCACAUAACCUGCCAAGGGGCGGAGCUUGGCCCCCGGCCCAAGGUGAGCAGAGGGCCGCCUCUGGACGACUGGGAGCAGUUUCUGGACUCGGAGGGCCGCGUCACCAAUCCACAGAAAGUCAAGGAGCUGGUGUUCAGAGGGGGUAUCGUUCCUUCUCUGAGGAAGGAGGUGUGGAAAUUCCUUCUGGGAUUUUACCCCUGGAACAGCACAGCCCAGGAGAGGGAGGGCAUCGUCCGGACGAAAACAGACGAGUAUUUCAGGAUGAAGGUCCAGUGGAAGUCGAUCAGCGAAGAGCAAGAGAUGCGAAACUCCCUCCUCCGCGGAUACCGCAGCCUGAUUGAGCGGGACGUGAAUCGGACGGACAGACAGAAUCCGUUCUUCUCAGGGAACGAGAACCCGGGCCUCACGCUGCUGAACGACGUCCUUAUGACCCACUGCAUGUAUGACUUCGACCUGGGUUAUGUUCAGGGUAUGAGUGAUCUCCUGGCGCCGCUCCUCUUCGUCACUCAGAACGAAGUGGAGUCUUUCUGGUGUUUAACGGGAUUUAUGGAGCUACUGCAUCAGAACUUUGAGGAAUCUCAGGAGGCGAUGAAACAGCAACUGCUCCAACUCAGCCUUCUGCUCCGAGCGCUCGAUCCUGAACUGUGUGACUACCUGGACUCUCAGGACAGCGGCUCUCUGUGUUUCUGCUUCCGCUGGCUGCUCAUCUGGUAUAAGAGAGAGUUCUCCUUCGAGGAUAUCCUGCACCUCUGGGAGGUUCUGUGGACUCGUCUGCCUUGCGCUAACUUCCACCUGCUCAUGGCCUGCGCCAUUCUGGAGUCCCAGCGGGGGGAGCUGAUCGGCUCCAACCACGACUUUAACACCAUCCUCAAGCACAUCAAUGAGCUGACCAUGAAGCUGGAUCUGCAGACGGUGCUGCGGGAGGCUGAGGGGAUUUAUCUACAGCUGGUCCAGUGCAAGGAAUUGCCGAUGAAGGUUCGGGAGGUUUUGGGAAUGCGCGUCACCUCCAGCUCGGACGACGAGAGUUCCGAGUCAGAGCCCAGAGAGACAGACAGACUGUUCAGCCAAUCAGCUGCAGGGGGCGUGGCUGUUUGUCAUUCAAGUAACUUGAACGCCCCACAUCGCCCGCCUCCUACUUACCCAUAAUCCCCCGUAAUAUACGUUCUGCUGAGGAAUUCUAAACGCUAUAUGACACGUAACUACAUGACGUAACUGUUCAUAACCGAGUUCUUAAUACUAAUGAACUGUUCAUAACCGAGUUAUUAAUGAUAAUGAACUUUCAUACGAGCCUGAGAGAACUCUUUACUUUCAAUUACUGUACUGCACAGGAAGGGAAAACCAGAGAUUACAGAACACAGUGAGGUUGUGAGUGUGUGAGUGAGAGUGUGUGAGUGUGAGUGAGAGAGAGAGAUUAAUGAAUUAUUAUUUACUAUUAAUUCUGUGUUUGGGGUAAAACAGGAAACUGGUGUUAAUAAAUCACUAAUUCUUAUUUUUAAACUAACACCACCUGCUUCUAAUAAAGCUCCGCCCACAUUUAAUAAAGCCACCAUGCCCACUUAUAACGAUCCCCCAAUCCUAAUAAACCCUGCCCAUUCCUAAAAAUGCCCAUCCACUCAUAAUCCCUGCUCACCUCUAAUGAAGCCCCACCCACCUCUAAUAAAACCUCUAAUAAAGCCCCACCCACCUCUAAUAAAACCUCUAAUAAAGCCCCACCCACCUUUAAUAAAACCUCUAAUAAAGCCCCACCCACCUCUAAUAAAACCUCUAAUAAAGCCCCACCCACCUUUAAUAAAGCCCCACCCACCUCUAAUAAAACCUCUAAUAAAGCCUCACCCACCUCUAAUAAAGCCCCACCCACCUCUAAUAAAACCUCUAAUAAAGCCCCACCCACCUUUAAUAAAACCUCUAAUAAAGCCCCACCCACCUCUAAUAAAAACUUUAAUAAAGCCCCACCCACCUUUAAUAAAGCCCCACCCACCUCUAAUAAAACCUCUAAUAAAGCCCUGCCCCAUCCACCUCUAAUAAAGCCCCACCCACCUUUAAUAAAACCUCUAAUAAAGCCCCACCCACCUUUAAUAAAACCUCUAAUAAAGCCCCACCCACCUCUAAUAAAACCUCUAAUAAAGCCCCGCCUACUCAUAAUAAAAGCCCGCCCCCUCCUAAUAAACUUCUGCCCACUCCUAAUAAUGCCCUGCCCAUCUCGAACCGACAAAGAAAUUUCUCGGAAAUGGAAAGUCAGACAUUUUGUUUUACGGACUGGAAAUGAUCACGAGGUGCCGAGGGGCUUCACGAGCUUUCUGUAUCAUUCGCUGUCCCUUUUUUCACUUCUUUCUUUCUUUCUUUUUCUUUCUCUCUUUUUUUUGCUUUAUUCUUUCCGUUGUUCUUUCUUUCUCUUCUCCUUGCAUUUUUUUAAAAAUUUCCAUUCAUCUUUUUUGCUUUCUUGUUCUCCUUCCUUUUCGCUUUAUUCCUCAUUUAUUCUUUUCUUCCUUUCUUUCUAAAAUGUUGGACAAAUAACAGUUUGAAAAAUGGUUCUGUUAUAAAGGGCAGUGGUUAUUAGUGUGUGUGUGUGUGAGUGUGUGUGUGAGUGUGUGUGUGAGUGUGUGAGUGUGUGUGAGUGUGUGUGUGUGUGUGUGUGUGUGUGUGUGUGUGUGAGAGUGUGUGUGUGUGUGUGUGUGUGUGUGUGUGAGAGUGUGUGUGUGUGAGUGUGUGAGUGUGUGUGUGAGUGUGUGUGUGAGUGUGUGUGUGAGUGUGUGUGUGAGUGUGUGUGUGAGUGUGUGUGUGAGUGUGUGUGUGUGUGUGUGUGUGAGAGUGUGUGUGUGUGUGUGUGUGUGUGUGUGUGAGAGUGUGAGUGUGUGUGUGAGUGUGUGAGUGUGUGUGUGAGUGUGUGUGUGAGUGUGUGUGUGAGUGUGUGUGUGAGUGUGUGUGUGUGAGAGUGUGUGUGAGAGUGUGUGUGAGAGUGUGUGUGAGAGUGUGUGUGAGAGUGUGUGUGCUUUAAUUUACUAUAAUUCCCUGAAGGUUGCUGGUGGUGAUGGAGUCAUUAUUAGUAUUCUAUAAAACCCCUGAUGAUUUUGCAUUAUUGUUCUUGUUUAUUUUUAGUGUGUGUGUGUGCGCGCGUGUGUGCGCGCGUGUGUGUGUGCGCUUGUUGUGUUGAAUAGAAGUGUCGGUGUGUGGAUGUAUUUCCGUUCCCGUCUCUCGGACGCGGUGGUGUUUGUGUUGUUGUGUAAAUGGUGUAAACAGCAGCGUUACAGUAAUGACACCGUGACCUCAUGCACGUUUGCAUGGCUCGGAUUAUCACAUUAAAUACGAAUAUAAAUAUAAAGAGAGAUAUAUUUUGGUUUGUUUUUAACCACGACUGCGUUCACUUCACAUUUACUCGCUUUGUUCUGAAAUAAAAAUGAAGCUGAUGUGAA